Rotaria sp. Silwood1 is the source of this 850-nucleotide messenger RNA. The record is from the annotation of a GenBank genome assembly. NCBI's taxonomy places the organism in Eukaryota, Metazoa, Rotifera, Eurotatoria, Philodinida, Philodinidae.
UUCAGCAUUCUUGGAAGAUUUACCUAAUGAAUUAUUUGCGCAAAUAUUCUCUUAUUUAAAUGGGGUAGAUGCUAUUUAUGCUUUUUCAUGUCUUAAUAAUCGUUUUAAAUGUUUACUUAUUGAAAAUUGUGAAUUCUUUGAUUUUAAAUCAAUAAGUAAAUUUAAAUUUGAUCUUGUCUUUCAACAUCAAAAUACAAAACGAUGGAAAUCAUUAAAAAUUUCUGAUGAUGAACAUACACCUGGUCAUGUUGAAUACUUUUGUCAAGUUUAUUCUUUAAUCAAUGAUUUUCCUCAAUUACAAUCAUUAGUUAUUUCAAAUUUCGACAUUCGAAAGACAUACAUUAUUUUAUCUCAACUUUCAUCUUUAAAAACUCUUGUUUCGUUAACAAUUAAAUCUCUAUGUGGUGAAACAAUGCCUCAACUUGAUCUUCCAAAUUUGAAAAAACUUGUUUUCGGUGCCUGUUCUCAUAUUGAUUGGAUAAAAAAUUUUUCUCAACUUGAAAGUGUUGAAUAUACAAUAGAAAAUUGUCAUUGGUUUCGAAAUGAUUUAUCAUGGCCAUCAACAUUAAGACAUCUUAAAGUUAUCUUUGAUUAUGAAGGAUAUUGGAAUUUUAUACAACGUUCACUUGUUCAUUUAUCAUUAUUAAAUACUCUUGAAAUAUAUCAAAGACAAAGAGCAAGCAUACCUCCUAAUGGUCAAAUAUGGGAAACCUUGAUUUGUUCAUCUCUUUCAUUAUUAAAAAUCUUCAAAUUUUAUUUCAACUUUGAAUAUUCAUUGCAAUCAUCAUAUCAAAUAGAUGAAGCCAUAGUAUCAUUUUCCACACCAUUCUAUAUACUGGAAAAGAAAUGA